Molecule: messenger RNA, 1523 nt
Organism: Spodoptera frugiperda (fall armyworm)
Lineage: Eukaryota; Metazoa; Arthropoda; Insecta; Lepidoptera; Noctuidae
Product: U-scoloptoxin(01)-Cw1a
Exons: 4
Coding region: 82-645 (187 amino acids)
Cellular component (GO): extracellular region
Molecular function (GO): chitin binding
Source: RefSeq, a predicted model, not a curated record
UUAGUGGGGCGAUGGCUGCGCUGUGCCUCGUUUAGUUAUAGCAACACUCUCGUCAAGACAGUUCAUAGUCAAGUUGCCAAAAUGUGUGGGGAAAUGGGUAAAGCGGUGCUGAGGGCGCUGACUGGCGCGUUGCUGUGUGGGCUUGUGUCUGAUGCUGCGUAUUUACAACAAUACGAUCCAUAUGAAACACACUACGAGCAAGCGAUCAUCCGUCCGAAGCCACUGCGUGAACACGAGAAGCCACAGGACCUUCGCAACGUGCCUGGUACUCCUGGCGUCGACUUCCCCAUAUACCACAGCGUGCCAGACACCAGCUUCUCCUGUGACCAUGUUCCUGUGAGGCCUGGCAUGUAUGCUAACGUGGAAACUGGUUGCCAAGCUUACCACGUAUGCCAUGACGGUCGCGAGGGUCAGCAGGGAGCCUCGUUCCUCUGCACAAAUGGUACUCUGUUCGAUCAGGCCAAGUUCGCCUGCGAUUGGUGGUACAACGUCGACUGUUCUAAGGCCAUCACGCUUUACAAGUUGAACGCGGAUCCUUACCACAACCCAUUCAUACCUAAACCCAAACCUGAGGAGGAAGUAGCUCCAGCUCAUCCAUCCCACGGACUCCGUCCAUCUCACGGCAUCUACUACAGAAAGAUCUAGAAUAGCAGAGAAGCAAACAAAACGCCAUUACAGUAGGAAAUAGCACAUAAGUAAUUUGGAAAAACCCAUCGAAAAUAGCUUUUUGUGAUUUUAAAGCGUCCAAUCUAAUUCCAACUUUAUUUUUCCGCAUAAUAGAAUACAUUUUGUCAACACCUUAUCACGCAUCCAACAUCGAUUUUUACACUUACAUCGUAGAAGUAAUUUUUGUUUUAUUUAAAUUAUAAAAAUACUUUUACAUUUUUCCAUUAUUCAUUAUUGUAAAAUGAUACUUAUUGUCAUGUCGUGAGAAGAUAUUUUGUAUUGGAGAUUAUUUUUAAACAAUUACGUGUGCGUGUAUUUAAACAGGGUCUGCCUUAUUUAAUUUUAAACACGUACAAAAUGCACAUUGUAAAUAAGUUGUUUUAAUGUAGAUAAUGGAAUUGGAUUUUUUAUUUUUCGCGAAAUGAGUAUUGCCUUUAUUAUCUUACUAGUUAAUAACAGAAUGCUUCUCUGUACUUGCUUUACUUAAAUUAGUAAUAAACCUUGCCUUUUUUCACAUCAUUGCAUUGGCAGCUUUAGAAUAGAUCUCAUUUUCAUAUUUUUCGUAUGCAAUUUAAUUUAAAAAAGCAUUUACAUAAUGUAAAUAGUAGCUGUAGCUAACGAAAAUGUAUUCAACUUUUUAAAAAAGAAUAUGGCAGACCCAUUUUAAACUAGAAACAAAACAAAGUAGCACAUUUCAUCUCAAGAAUUUACAACUUCAUACCUAUUCAUACGCAUUACAUUAGAUACAUUUUUCCAACUUUUUUCAUUAGUUUGUAGAAAUUUCAACUUUCACUAGCUAAGAAUAAAUUUUGUAACAUAUUUUUCUAGAAUUAAAAAUAUCUAUUUUCUUAUUUAAA